This is a messenger RNA of Ictalurus punctatus (channel catfish), 1745 nucleotides long. It is a transcript of the gene fgf17, whose product is annotated as fibroblast growth factor 17. The transcript has 5 exons. Gene Ontology annotation, cellular component: cytoplasm. Gene Ontology annotation, molecular function: type 1 fibroblast growth factor receptor binding; growth factor activity; type 2 fibroblast growth factor receptor binding. The record is from RefSeq and is a predicted model, not a curated record. Lineage: Eukaryota; Metazoa; Chordata; Actinopteri; Siluriformes; Ictaluridae. Bases 377 to 1021 code for a protein of 214 amino acids. Gene Ontology annotation, biological process: positive regulation of protein phosphorylation; animal organ morphogenesis; positive regulation of gene expression.
ACGCGCCGCGCGCUUUAAGAACCGGAGCACGAGCCUGCACACACCGGCACAGCCGCGGCACUAUGAGCGCGUGCCGCCAGCACAGUUAACUAACAAACACCCAAUAACACGGAGACACAAACACGCCCUAGAGCAUACGAUGGAACCGCACCGCUGUCUACAGAUGUGUUCUUCUGAUUUCGGCUCAGGAUUCGGAUUUAUUGAUUCGGGUUUCCUCUCUUAAUUUCCGAGGACACUGUGUUGAUUAUUUAUUAUUAGCUGAUGGAUUUGAAUCUGAUCAUUUAAUGCACGAGACGCUGGAAUACUACUGAUUUUUUGGGGUUGUUUUUUUUUAAUAUUAUUUUUUUGGUGGGGGGUAAAUAUUCUCAAGAAGAACAUGUAUGGAAUUAACCAGCGCUGUUUUUACUUAUCUUUUCACUUCUUCGUCGUCUGGUGCCAUGCACAGGGGGAGAAUGAGCCUUCUCCUGAUUUUAAGCAGCACGUGAGGGAGCAGGGCGCGCAGACGGACGAGCUCAGCCGGCGGCAGGUGCGCGUGUACCAGCUCUACAGCCGCACCAGCGGGCGCCACGUGCAGAUCCAGGGCAAGCGCGUGAGCGCCACCGCGGAGGACGGCAACACUUUCGCCAGGCUGUAUGUGGAGACGGACACGUUUGGCAGUCGGGUCCGAAUCAAAGGAGCAGAGAGCGGCCGAUAUCUCUGUAUGAACUGGCGAGGAAAGCUGGUGGGCAAGGCCAACGGCAGAGGCAGGGACUGCAUCUUCACCGAGAUCGUCCUGGAGAAUAACUACACCGCCUUCCAGAAUGCCAAGUAUGAUGGCUGGUAUGUUGCCUUCACUAGGAAAGGAAGACCCAUCAAAGCCUCCAAAACCAGGGAGAACCAAAGGGAAGUCCACUUCAUCAAGCGGCUCCACAAAGGCCCCCAUCCCUUCCCCAACUCGGACCGGCCUAAACACUUCGAGUUCAUCAGCUUCCCUCCAAUACGGCGAGCCAAGCGCAACAGGAAAUCACACACGGCUUCCUAACGCUGGGCGCCACAGACCUACAGGACUGUUGUUUUUUUUUAAAACUUUUUAUAACAGGACAGAAGAGGAAGCUAUAUUUUUUAUAUUUUCAUACUUAAUGGACAUAAAAAUGCCAACAACAACAAAAAAAAGAAGAGACGACUCGUUAUAAAGGGCUGACUUGUACAUAUGAGAGAUGAUGUAUAUAUUUAAUAAGCUCAGAAUGUUUGUUUGAGUUGUGUGAGCGCUUUGUGAAGAGAUGCAGGAGACACUGAAUUCUGGCAUAUUCAGUAAUAAAUGAGAUUAUAAAAUAUACGGAGUGACGGAUUUUAUAGAUCUCAUUGAGGACUACAGACUUUACAGCUGAUGGCUGGUUGUGAUGUUAGAUGGGAGGAGUAAAAUCUAACAUCUAUCAAUAUCCUGACAACAAAUCUAUCAAGGCCGAGCAACGCAUUAUAUCACCAAUGGCAUAACUACCUCAAUGUACACAUUACCAACCAAGCAAAAAAGAACAACAGUUCAUUUUCUAAACAAGAACAAAAUACAAAUUCGGUGGCACACAAAUUCGGUGUGAGGCGCUAAGGCUACAAAUUUAAAAAACAAUUGGCUGGAAUAAAUCCUCUGACCAAUACUACGGCAUGUUGUGGUCCAACAUUUCUUCAGUUCCAGACUCGCAACUUUAGUUCCUACCUGCAAUUAGUUCCCGUUUACUGUGUGACGCACGAAAAAUGGAAGAAAAACUUUG